AUGCAGCUGUCUAUACUGGUAUUGGCCCUGUGCUGGGCUUAUCCUGCUUCGAUUUAUCUUUCCUACCUCUUCUCCAGACUCGCCAUCGCCAUUUGGCAGAAGCAUGAAGACGGCGCUGCAACGCCUUGGUACAAGAAAAACCGUCGAACCGCAUUUACAGCCAUAUUCUGGCUUCAGCUGCUGCAAUGUGUCAAUCUGACAAUAUGCGCCAGCGUCAUCGGUUACCUUGUCAGCGAUAGCUCUAAAACUGCCGCAUGGUGGAUUAACAAGGAAUACAUGGCGUCGAAUAUUGCGGUUUUGAUGUUUCUCGUUGCCGGCUUACUCCCAGACCCUGACGAGCCAUUCACCCCGUCCCUAUCGCACUCCCACGCAUGGAGUCUGGCCACGAUCACAGAGGCUCUUCAAAUAGUCAUGUUCUGUUUUCAGUUUGGUAAAGAUCCCACGAAUGCCGGCCUAGAACGCCUCGAACUAGGCCUCGUCAUGCUACGAAUGGGUGUCUUUGUUGCCAUGAUCGCUCUAUACCUUCAGCCGAUGUAUGCCUGGUCGCAUAUUAAGCUUGGUGAAACCGAUCCUCUGCUAGGGGAGAUGGCCGCACAACCUGUGCGAGAUGCUCAGCAUGGUGGCUGGCUAGACUAUGUCACCGGUUUCAGUACUCUCUUUCCAUUCCUAUGGCCAUCCGACUCGCGUCGAUUACAGUUACGAGCUAUCUUCUGUUUUUUCCUCUUGGUCCUACAGCGAGGUGUGAAUAUCAUGGUACCGCAUCAGCUAGGUCUUGUCGUUGGCUCUCUAGGCUCAGGAACGAUCCCAUACAAGAAUCUCGCAAUCUAUAUCAUCUUACGUGGACUGCAAGGCCAACAAGGAGUGAUCGGAUCAAUCAGGGCCUUACUUUGGAUAAGCGUCAGCCAAUCUACAUACCGAAGGCUCACAUCCUCCGCAUUCGAGCACGUCCUCUCACUCUCUCUUGAAUUUCAUUUAGGCAAACGCAUUGGAGAGGUCAUGAGCGCUCUAAGUAAGGGCAGUGCCUUGAACACCUUUUUGGACGGCCUGGUUUUCCAACUGUUCCCCAUGGUGGCUGAUUUGUGGAUUGCUGCCGUAUAUUUUUUGAUUGAAUUCGGCGCUUUUUACGCAUUAAUGGUUAUUGCAGUCACCUGGUUGUAUCUGUUUGUUACUAUCUACAUGGCCAAGUACCGUGGCAGAGCCCGACGAGACAUGGUAAAUCGUGAACGUGAGAUGGAGGCUGCGAAGACGGAUGCUCUUAUGUCCUAUGAGACUGUUCACCACAACUCUGCCGUACCCAACGAACUCAGCCGCUUUAAUGGACUGAUUAAAUCUUUCCAAGGAGCCGAGUACUUUGUGUUCUUCUCCUUAAACAUGCUAAAUGUCACACAGAACUUAUUGUUUACAGCAGGAGUUGCCAUUGUCUGUCUACUCUGCGCGUACCAAAUAUCCGCAGAUAUGCAGAAGGUUUCCAUGUUUGUCACCUUGAUCACCUACCUGGCUCAGUUACAGGCUCCCUUGAACUUCUUUGGGAGUUUCUAUACUCAAGUCCAAAACAAUUUGAUCGAUGCUGAGCGAAUGCUGGCUUUGUUUAAAGAGAAGCCCCUGAUUCAAGAUGCAGACGACGCUAUGCCUCUGAACUACUGCAAAGGCCGAGUCGAGUUCAAGAAUGUAAAUUUUGCAUACGAUGAGCGCCGCCCAGCUCUUCGAGAUGUUAGUUUUGUUGUUGAGUCUGGCACUUCGACUGCCAUAGUGGGAGAAAGUGGUAGCGGGAAAUCUACCAUUUUGAAACUACUGUUCCGAUUUUAUGAUGUCGCUGGCGGAUCAGUUCAUAUCGAUCAGAUGGACCUCCGAGAUAUGACCGUGGCAAGUCUACGCAGUCACCUAGGUGUGGUGCCGCAGGAUGCAAUCUUGUUCAACGAUACCAUUCUUUAUAACUUAUUAUACGCACGGCCAACUGCAACUAUGGAGCAGGUGUAUGAAGCUUGCAGGGCAGCCAGUAUUCAUGACCGGAUCAUGAGUUUCCCUGACGGCUACGAGACAAAAGUUGGCGAGCGAGGAUUACGUCUUUCCGGUGGAGAAAAACAGCGAAUCACUAUUGCAAGAACCUUCUUGCGGUCGCCCCAAAUAUUACUUCUAGAUGAAGCAACUGCUUCGUUGGAUUCCCAGACAGAGCGACAGAUCCAAGGGGCGCUUGAAUCGAUUGCCAAAGGCCGAACGAGCAUCACAAUUGCUCACCGACUGUCUACAAUUACCAAGGCAGAUCAGAUUAUUGUUCUACAUCAAGGACGUGUUGUUGAAAGGGGUACACAUACGGAGUUAUUGUCUGCAAACGGGAUGUACAGUCAGAUGUGGGAGAAGCAGACAAAGGCAAAAGUUAAGGCUGAUGGCGAGGAGCCAAAUAAUGCCUCAUUGGCAAGCCCAGAAUGA
Messenger RNA from Arthroderma uncinatum, 2427 nucleotides. Its product is annotated as heavy metal tolerance protein. Gene Ontology annotation, molecular function: ATP binding; ABC-type transporter activity; ATP hydrolysis activity. Bases 1 to 2427 code for a protein of 808 amino acids. Gene Ontology annotation, cellular component: membrane. Lineage: Eukaryota; Fungi; Ascomycota; Eurotiomycetes; Onygenales; Arthrodermataceae. The record is from RefSeq and is a predicted model, not a curated record. Gene Ontology annotation, biological process: transmembrane transport. The transcript has 8 exons.